AUGCAGCCCUCCAGCUCCAGGUCUGUACACCUAAGUGACUGGCAGAAGAAUUACUUUGCACUUACAUCUGGCACAUGUACACCAGGACAGAAGGCAGAUGCCUACCGAGCACAGAUACUCCGCAUUCAGUAUGCAUGGGCAAACUCUGAUAUCUCCCAAGUCUGUGCUGCUACACUGUUCAGGAAAUACGCAGAGAAAUAUUCCGCAGUUAUCGAUUCUGACAAUGUUGAAACUGGCUUGAAUAACUAUGCAGAAAGCAUUUUAACUCUUGCAGGAUCUCAGCAAACUGACAGUGACAAAUGGAAGUCUGGAUUGUCAAUAAAUAAUGUGUUCAAACUGAGCAAUGUGCAGGAGAUGAUGCGUGCUGGCAAGAAAUCCAAAGACUCUCUGUUGGCACCUGCUGAUGCAUCACUAGUCAUCCACAAAGAGGCCACUGUCUCUGACCUUCCUGCAUUUAGCAUUUGUGGUGGUUCUGGGGAGAGCAACCUGUUGACUAACUCAGCCCAUGGUGCUGACAGGACUCAAGAGUUUCCAGAGUGUUGUCCUUCUUUGAAGUGCCCUCAGAGUGCCCAGCCACCUCUAGUCAUUAACACCACUAAGACGUGUCCUGUAGCCUCAGCACCUUUUGGUGAGUCAGCCCUUGCAAAGUUCCAUGCCAAACCAUUAUUUGGGAAUGUCAAAAAGGAAAAUAACAGCUUUCUCAAAGGCAACAUAGGACCAAAUGUGUUCUCAUCUAAUCAGUCUUGUUUUCCUUCUUUCUGUGAAAAUGCACGGGACAGAAAAGCUUUUUAUGGUGCUGGCACCAUCGAUGCACUUUCCACCCCAGUACUGAAUAAGGCUUGUAGUAAAACAGAAGAUAAUGGCCAAAGAGGGGAGAGCAGCCUGCCUGCUUUUAAAACUGCAAAGGAACAGUUAUGGGUAGAUCAGCAGAAAAAGUACCACCAGCCCCAGCGUGCAUCAGGGUCUUCAUAUGGCGGAGUGAAAAAGUCUCUGGGGGCUGGUAGAUCUCGAGGGAUAUUUGGAAAGUUUGUUCCUCCUGUACCUAAGCAAGAUGGGGGAGAUCCAGGUGGGGGAAUGCAGUAUAAGCCUCAGGGUGCAGGUGCUGCAGACCCAGCACAUCCCAUGGACGAGCGCCUGAAGAACUUGGAGCCCAGAAUGAUUGAACUUAUUAUGAAUGAGAUUAUGGAUCAGGGACCUCCAAUAAAUUGGGAAGAUAUUGCAGGUGUGGAAUUUGCCAAGGCCACGAUAAAGGAGAUCGUUGUGUGGCCCAUGUUGCGGCCAGACAUCUUCACUGGCCUACGAGGACCCCCUAAAGGCAUUCUGCUCUUUGGUCCUCCUGGCACUGGUAAGACUCUGAUUGGCAAGUGCAUUGCUAGUCAGGCUGGGGCAACGUUUUUCAGUAUCUCUGCUUCCUCCUUGACUUCCAAGUGGGUGGGUGAGGGGGAGAAAAUGGUCCGUGCAUUGUUUGCUGUAGCAAGAUGUCAGCAACCAGCUGUGAUAUUUAUUGAUGAAAUUGAUUCCCUGUUAUCUCAACGUGGAGAUGGUGAGCACGAAUCUUCUAGAAGGAUAAAAACCGAAUUUCUAGUUCAGUUAGAUGGGGCAGCCACAUCUUCUGAGGACCAUAUUCUAGUGGUGGGAGCGACCAACCGGCCACAAGAAAUUGAUGAGGCUGCCCGGAGAAGGCUGGUGAAAAGGCUGUAUAUUCCUCUCCCAGAAGCUUCGGCCAGAAAACAGAUAGUAGUUAAUCUGAUGUCCAAGGAGCAGUGCUGCCUCAGUGAGGAGGAGCUCGCGCUGGUGGUGCAGCAUUCUGACGGGUUCUCUGGAGCAGACAUGACUCAGCUGUGCCGGGAGGCGUCUCUGGGUCCUAUUCGCAGUUUGCAGGCUGCUGACAUUGCCACCAUAACGCCUGAUCAAGUUCGCCCAAUAGCUUACAGCGACUUUGAAAAUGCUUUCAAAACUGUGCGACCUAGUGUAUCUCCAGAAGAUUUAGAGCUUUAUGAAAACUGGAACAGGACUUUUGGUUGUGGAAAAUAA
This is a messenger RNA of Rangifer tarandus platyrhynchus (Svalbard reindeer), 2034 nucleotides long. NCBI's taxonomy places the organism in Eukaryota, Metazoa, Chordata, Mammalia, Artiodactyla, Cervidae. The record is from the annotation of a GenBank genome assembly.